ACUCCAACAUUCUGGGCCGAAAUCCGCUGACGAAGAGAGCGAGGGUCACCGCAUGACGGCGGCCGAGGGACAUCCAGCGCGAUGCGGGUCCUUUCGUGGAACGUCAAUGGGAUACGCACGGUGCGCCAGUACCGUCCGCUGUACAAGCUGAAGUGGAGCGAGUGCCUCGAAGCGCUCGAAGCGGAUAUCAUCUGCUUCCAAGAGACCAAGAUCACCCGCAAGCAGCUCCUCGUCGAGGACCGCGACAUGUGUCUGCCCAAGGGCUACUAUGCCUUCUACAACCUCCAUCCCACCAAGGGCUACAGUGGCACGGCCACUUUUGUAAAAGACUCGGUCUGCACCCCGCAGAGGGCCGAGGAGGGCAUCACGGGUAACCUCGUCAAGGACAGACGGGAUUCCAAGACGGCCAUUGGAGGCUAUCCCGACCUGCUUGCGCCUGAGUCGCCUCAGUUUGACUUGAUUGAUCGAGAGGGAAGGGCAGUGGUCGUUGAUUGUGGCAUGUUUGUGCUGUUCAACCUCUACUGUCCCAAUGAGACCGACGAAGGAAGACGAGAGUACAAAAUGGCCUACUAUACAACGCUCGAGGAGAGGGUGCACAACCUGCUCGAAGCCGGUCGAGAGGUCAUCAUCGUCGGCGACCUCAACAUUGCCCAUCUCCCCAUCGACCACGCCGACUCUGUCCAUGCCAAGAUGAAUGCCGAGACGCACCUGGACCAGCACCCGGCCAGGCGUUGGCUCGAUCGGUUCCUCACCCCCGUGGGCCGUUUUAUGGAUGCCGGUCGACACAUGCACCCGAGAAGAAGGUUCAUGUACACAUGCUGGAACACAAUCAAGAAUUCGCGAGCCUCCAACUAUGGCGCUCGGAUCGACUUUACGCUCCUCAGCCCUGGACUGGUUGAUUGGGUCAAGGACGCUGGCAUUCAGCCAGAUGUCCAGGGCUCCGAUCACUGCCCUGUCUAUGUCGACCUGCACGACGAGAUUACUCUGCCGGACGGCUCCGUUGUCAAGCUGCGCGACAAGCUGAGCCAAGAGGCAAAGCCGCCUCCGCUUGCUACCUCGUCGUGGCCCGAGCACUCGGGGAGGCGCAUUCAGAGCUUCUUUGCGGCGGGUCCCUCUGCAGCAACACCCUCCCCCUCGCCGACGCCGAAUCUUGCUGCAUCAACACCUUCGCCAGUGCCCAGUACAACAACACAAAUGCCUACAUCCACAGCUCCGAGGGUUGAGAGGUCGGCAUCAAUGUCAUCACAGGAGCCUGUCUCGUUGACAGGAUUACGGUCAGAGAAGGUCCAGAAUGAGACAGCGAGCAGCAGAGGGUCACAGAGCCCCGGUAAAGCGAUCAAGCGGCCAGAUGGCCAGGCCAAGAGCAAAGAGAAGGCUACGGUGAACGGAAGCGGGAGAAAGGGGGCACAGCAAGCGACGCUCAAGUCCUUCUUUGGGAAAUCGCCAAAGGAGGCAGAGCUGCCAGCAUUCAAAGCAGAGGAAGAAGAGCUAGAGAGGCAAGAAGCGGCUGGAGAGGCGGCGGGCCUGGUGGCAGAGCCAGACCCAUCUCCGUCAAAGACACCACUGAAAGAGGCAGAGAUGGUGGAGGAGGAAGACUCGGGCGCAGCGAGAGUCCAGUCUUCACUGGCGUGGGGAUCCAUCUUUGCUCCGCGAGCCUCGCCACGGUGUGGCGGUCAUAACGAGCCAGCAAAGCCAUGGACGGUGAACAAGCCCGGGCCGAAUCACGGGCGCAAGUUCUGGAUGUGCGCUCGCCCCGUCGGCGGCACUGGAGAGCCUGACCACGACAAGCAAUUCCGGUGUGGCUUCUGGAAGUGGGAUUCCGAGGUGCGAACGAAGGCGCAGCGGGAGGAUUCGGACGAGGCAACGGGCGGACGAAAGAGCUUCCACGAGGUGGCGGGAAGGGCGCCCAUGCUCGGCAGUGGCGAGAAGCGUACCUUGCCCUCCCCUUCUGCGUCUUCUCCAGUGAAACGUCGCAGAGACGCUUGAUCAUCUUUUGUAUUUCUACAACAUCGGGCAGAGGAACA
Messenger RNA from Acaromyces ingoldii, 2024 nucleotides. Its product is annotated as DNase I-like protein. Gene Ontology annotation, biological process: base-excision repair. Gene Ontology annotation, cellular component: nucleus. The coding region runs from base 82 to 1986 and encodes 634 amino acids. The transcript is spliced from 6 exons. Lineage: Eukaryota; Fungi; Basidiomycota; Exobasidiomycetes; Exobasidiales; Cryptobasidiaceae. Gene Ontology annotation, molecular function: DNA-(apurinic or apyrimidinic site) endonuclease activity; endonuclease activity; zinc ion binding. The record is from RefSeq and is a predicted model, not a curated record.